AUGGACCGACCAAAUUUUAACACCCGGCGAUCUGUAGAUAGCGCUCGCUCCUUUGCUGCUCCUGCUUCUCCUGCUGCCGCGCCUGCCUCUCCUCUCGGACAGCCGCCCUCGUCGCCUUCUCAUUCCUCGGUCAACCAGACGUCCACCUCUGCCGACCUACCUCUGCGAUCCAGACCCGGCCGUUCUGUCUCCCACUCGCUCAACCUCCCCUCUUCCGCCAGCAGGAAGAGCCGACAUGCUGAGCCAGGAACAAGCGACGCCCACUCCGCAACCGCCAGCCUCUCCAUGCCCCCGCCCUCUUCUGUUCCCUUGAAGAGCCCUCGAUCCUCUCUCUGCCGCAGCCGUCGCGAAUCCAACAACUCUCUCGAGGCCUGGAGCGACUCCGCCCUGCAGUUCGCCGACGCCGACGAACAAAACGAUACCCCACGCCUCAUGGCUGGACCCGGCCACCAGCAAGAUCCCACCGCCCCAUCUCGUCCCCUCCCCGAGCCCGCCCUCACAACCCGCAAUUCUUUUUCUUCCGAAUCGGAGCCCAAUAAGCGCGCUUCCGUCUCCAGCGUUUUCUCUGUAUACUCGCUGGCCUCGGCUCGUGGCGUCGUUUCCUCAUCUGCACCUGGCCAAGUCCAGUCACAAUCUUCGGCCGCCUCUACCAACGGCUCUGACGGCGGCGCUCCUCGUUCGGUUUCUGGAAUCAUGUCGUCCGGCAAGCCUGUCACGAACGCCUCUCAGCCAGGCGCAGAGGUCUCCAACGUCACCGUUACCACCUCGUCCACUGCACAAAAUGGUACCACCGCAACAUCGGGUACCCACAACCUCACGGCGCGCGAAAACCACAACCACAACCACCACGAGCUGAUUAAGCGUCCUCAUCGUGAUCACCACCGUCCCCAGCCUACCCGAUCCCGUAGUAGAAACAAGCGGAGGUUCAGUGGAAGCACGGGCGCCAGUAGCCACAGCCCCAGCAGCGACCGAGGACCCUAUCACAACGGAAAGGAGAAAGAAGAGGUCAAGCCAGCUCCCUGGGGUGUCAUUGGAGUGUGCGCGUUGGACGUCAAGGCUCGGAGCAAACCCAGCAGAAACAUUCUUAACCGCCUUAUUGCGAAUCGCGAGUUCGAUGUGGUGGUAUUUGGCGAUAAAGUCAUCUUGGAUGAAGAGGUUGAAAAUUGGCCCAUUUGCGAUUAUUUGAUCUCCUUCUACUCGGAUGGCUUCCCACUGGAUAAGGCUAUCGCCUAUGUCAAGACCAGAAAGCCGUUCUGCGUCAACGAUGUUCCCAUGCAAAAGAUCCUCUGGGAUCGUCGUCUCUGCCUGAACAUCCUGGACCGCAUCAAUGUGCCAACCCCGAAGCGUAUUGAGGUGAACCGCGAUGGUGGGCCCGCGAUUCUAACGCCAGACACGGCCAAGCACAUCAAAGAUAUUACGGGUAUCGCCUUGGACGCUGAGGAAUUGGGGUACAACCGCUUGCCUCGAAAGGUUGAACUGCUGGACGACGGCGACAUUCUCAGCGUCGACGGUGCGUUACUCAAGAAGCCAUUUGUGGAGAAGCCUGUCAGUGGUGAGGACCACAACAUCAUCAUCUACUUUCCCAAAGCGACAGGUGGUGGUGCGCGCAGGCUUUUCCGCAAGAUUGGGAACAAGAGUUCUGAAUACGACCCGGAGUUGAACGUUCCUCGUGCUAUUCUAGAGCCAGAGAACAGCUACAUCUACGAAAAGUUUAUGCGAGUUGAUAACGCCGAAGACGUCAAAGCCUACACUGUUGGGCCCAACUACUGCCACGCCGAAACGAGAAAAUCCCCUGUUGUUGAUGGCGUUGUGAGACGUAACACACAUGGCAAGGAGCUUCGAUAUGUUACCGGUCUCAACGCCGAAGAGAAGGAAAUCGCCAGCAAGAUUUCCACCUCUUUUGGCCAGAGAGUAUGUGGUUUUGACUUCCUGAGAGCCGGGGGGAAGAGUUACGUGAUCGACGUCAAUGGCUGGAGUUUCGUCAAGGAUAAUGACGAUUACUACGAACAUUGUGCCAGCAUUCUAAAGGAGGUCUUUGUCAAAGAGAGACUCAGAAGAGGCGGCGUCACUUCUCCAGCACCUUCCCCGUCCCCUUCGGAGAUCACAGAUCCAUUGGCUUCGCGAGGCAAGGAGAAGGAAUCGCAGCCAGCAUCCGCGCCACCGACUCAGAACAAGUCUGUGAGCAACAUGUCGACUGCCUCCGAGAAGCCAACAGAGCCCAAGCCUAUACCCGCGAGCGCCCCUCAACCAAAAGCAGACAGUGCUUUGGCAUCAACAGUCACCAGCUCCUGCACCAGCCCAACACUUCCGCCUCCGCCUCCAAUCGUGGACCCGGCCGUUGCAAGCGUCCCAUCCGCCACAGCAUCCGCAACACCCUCUGCCACACCUUCACUGCAAGGCGAGGUUCCCGCACCGCCCGAAGAGGCUCCGGCUCCGCCACCGCCGAAGCACUCCUGGAAGCUCAAGGGCAUUGUGUCAGUCAUACGCCAUGCUGACCGUACCCCGAAGCAAAAGUACAAGUUCACUUUCCACACAGCGCCUUUUAUCGAGCUGCUGAAAGGACAUCAGGAGGAAGUCCUUCUUAUUGGCGAGGCGGCCUUGGCGAGCGUUUUGCAAGCUGUCGACGUCGCAAUGAGGGCCGGCGUUGAGGAUCGUCAAAAGCUAAAGUCCCUCCGUAACGUCCUGGUCAAGAAGGGUGGCUGGGCGGGCACCAAAGUUCAGAUCAAGCCCAUGUUCCGCAAGAAGAAGACUGAAGACGUCGCAGUUUCUUCUGGAGACGAGCUUAACCAGGUACUGAAAGAAGGCGUUGAGACCGAUUUCGCAGAAAAGUCCGAAGUUGAGGACAGCGCUUCAAAGGCGGAUAACUCUUCUCCGUCGCGGAAAGCGCCGAAAAGACACGAUUCACUCUCUGGUGUUACCAUGUCGCGCAUCACAGCGGCGGAAGAGAGUCUUGUUCUGGAUAAACUCCAGCUCAUCGUCAAAUGGGGUGGCGAGCCGACUCACUCCGCACGAUACCAAGCACAGGAACUGGGUGAGAACAUGCGCAAUGACUUCAAUCUGCUCAACAGAGAUGUUCUCGACGAGGUUCAUGUUUUCAGCAGUUCUGAGCGUCGUGUCACCACGAGCGCACAGAUCUGGGCGUCUUCUUUCUUGGACCGCAAAGAUCUUCCUGAGGACUUCAUUACCAUUCGCAAAGACCUUCUCGAUGACUCCAACGCUGCCAAGGAUGAGAUGGACAAGGUGAAGAAGAAGCUGAAGGGUCUAUUGCGCAAGGGCAACGAGAGACCGUCUCAAUUUGCCUGGCCCGACAAGAUGCCAGAGCCUUCAGAGGUCCAGACCCGUGUCGUCCAAUUGAUGAAUUUCCAUCGGCGGGUGAUGCAUCACAACUACGCAAAGCUGAACAACGGUAGCGCUGUUGCUUCACUCAACACCCACAUCACCAACCCUGGCUCUGAGAAGCAUAAUGGAGAUGUGUCGACGUCUGUUAGCUCAACGUCGUCAUCAUUGUCUCAAGCCAAUGCGAUCAACACCAUACAAACACGUUGGUGCUGCGGUGAAGACGCGGAGCUCUUCCGAGAGCGUUGGGAGAAGCUUUUCGCGGAGUUUUGUGACGGAGAAAAGGUCGAUCCCAGCAAAAUUUCCGAGCUUUACGACACGAUGAAGUUCGAUGCUCUGCAUAAUCGGCAGUUCCUGGAAUGGGUCUUCACGCCGCCUAAGGCCAUGCUAGAGGAAGAAUACGGUGGUGUCAAGGACAAGGAUACCAAGGCCACGGAAAAGACCUCGGAAGAAGGGAAGGCGUCCUUCGACUCCAGAGAGGACAAGCGGGAGUUUUCGGGAUCGAGUGACAAGGCGGAUAACAAGAGUGAGGCGAGCAAGAGCUCGACUUCCGUCAGACGCAUCUUCCGCCGUCGUUCGUUCCUGAAUGGCUUACGACACAACGGUGAGCAGGCCGCUCCCGAGCAAUACUUCCAUCUGUACAAGGGCACCACCCAGACCAAGGCCAAGACGGAUGCCCGGUUCGAGCCGCUGCGGGAGCUCUACCAGCUCGCCAAGGUUCUUUUCGACUUUAUCUGCCCACAGGAGUACGGCAUUUCUGAUAGCGAAAAGCUGGAGAUCGGUCUCCUGACGUCGCUGCCGCUGCUCAAGGAGAUUGUCCAGGAUUUGGAGGAAAUGCAGGCAUCCAAUGACGCAAAGUCCUUCUUCUACUUCACCAAGGAGUCCCACAUUUACACCCUUCUCAAUUGCAUUCUCGAAGGAGGCAUUGAGACGAAGAUCAAGCGCAGCACCAUUCCCGAGCUUGACUAUCUCUCGCAGAUCUGCUUCGAGCUGUAUGAGUCCGAGAUCAAGACGCCCUCCAACGCCCCCGAAGGCGGGGAGGAGCAGACUUUUGCGUAUAGCAUCAGGAUCACCAUCAGUCCAGGAUGCCACGUCUACGACCCUCUGGACGUGCAGCUCGACAGCAAGCACAGCAUCAGCUGCGCGCCGCGUCGCAGCUUGACACCCCACGCAGACUGGAUGCAUGUGAUCCGCACGCUGCGAGCCAAGUUCAACCAAGUCAAGCUUCCCAAGACCUUCCUAGCCAUCAACCUAUCGGACCUCUUCUCGUUUGAAGAUCAUGAGAGAAGGGAAAGUGACAGCGAGGGCCUGGAAAUGAAGUCACUGAGGGCCAAGCCAAAAACUACGGAUACCGCACCGGUUGCCGCGGAGGAUACAGAGGCCGCACCGGCCGAAGAGAUGGUUGCUGUUGGAGAGUGCCUCGGAACAGCGUCGAUCCAGAAGGAGAAGGAGGAGGAGGAGGAACCCGUUAGUCCCGGAACCAUAGUCGAGGUUCCGACUCCUUUGGUGGUUCCCGACACAGCAUCUGAGUCGACCACGGAGGCGAACACGCAGGAUACCACACAGUAA
This is a messenger RNA of Colletotrichum siamense, 4905 nucleotides long. RefSeq names its product Inositol hexakisphosphate and diphosphoinositol-pentakisphosphate kinase (gene asp1). The transcript is spliced from 5 exons. Gene Ontology annotation, biological process: inositol phosphate biosynthetic process; inositol metabolic process. Lineage: Eukaryota; Fungi; Ascomycota; Sordariomycetes; Glomerellales; Glomerellaceae. Gene Ontology annotation, cellular component: cytosol. The record is from RefSeq and is a predicted model, not a curated record. Gene Ontology annotation, molecular function: 5-diphosphoinositol pentakisphosphate 1-kinase activity; diphosphoinositol pentakisphosphate kinase activity; inositol hexakisphosphate kinase activity. The coding region runs from base 1 to 4905 and encodes 1634 amino acids.